AUGAAACCAAGAUCAAUGUGUCCGGUAAGAAUCUAAUACAUUUGUCUGUUCAUGUAAAAAUUGCAUUUAUUGUUCAUGGCAUACCCUGUUCACUCGACAAAGGAGAGACCGGUUUCAUAGACUCUCUUGACAUUCUGACUUAGUUUCACUACUGUUGCCAAAUAUUUCCGAUUGUGUCGGUGGAGAAAAUAUGAAAUCUUCUCGACCGUGAGCAUGAAUGUAAUGCAUGAAAGAUCUUCCCUUUUUAAGAGAAAUUGUUAGGUUAAUCGGUUUUUUGAGUUACACUCUCUUUAAACCGGCGAUCGGGGAAUUAAAUCAAGUCGCUCUGCCUACCACAUGAGUCCUGUGGAUGAGACGAAAAAUUUCUUAUUUAAAUUCGUAGCACACUUCCUCCAUUGCAAAAUAUUACAACUAAAUUUAUCCAUUUGAUGAUGAUUCUUAACAAUGACAGGGCUUUUAAGGUUUGCAAUGAACAGUCUCUCCUCUUGUGCAUGUAUUUUCAUGUGCCUCCCCACUGUGGUUUGCGAUGAAUAAAUAUUACGCGCCUCCGUGCAUUUCCUUCCUAGAAAAACCGUUGGGGUCAAAUUCUAGACGUUACCGACUAGGAUUUCUUUAAUCAAUAACUAUGGAUUCCAAGUUAACCGAUCAUAGAGUGAUCUUUUGCAAUGGAACACUGAAAGUUUAGCAAUCAUAUCAUUUUGUUUCCAGCUUUAACCAAAGCCUCAUCCAGCAUAAUGAUUUCGGAUCACUUGCGUGCGUCAAUGAGGUCAUUUUCAUUCCAAGAUUUUUUUUUAUUUCAGGUUCUCGUGGCAAUCCAUCCUACUCGAGAUUCAAGAAGAGAAACAUUUGUAAAGGAGGGAAAGACCAGAGGCAAAAUAGAGGAGAAAGCGGUAAGCACCAAGUGCUCGACUUUCCCUUGUCAUCAGUCCGAAGACGCUUUGGCUCAAUACUUUGAUGUUGACACCAAAUUGUGGAAGCCUUUGGCAUCGGUUGCUCAGCUGGGUGAAAUAACUGAUGAAUGUCAUUCUGCAGAAUUAAUUGGAAAUUACCUGUAUGUAGUCACAGAGGCGCAACAGCAACAGGGGUGCUUUGAAUAUGUUGUAUACCGUUAUCACAUAUUAAAUAACAUGUGGGAGAAACUUCCAAAGUUGAAUAUGGGGGAACGCGUAGACGAAUUGCUUUGCCCGCUUAAAAUCUGCGUAUGCUCAGUCAGUGAGUAUUUGUAUGUCAUUACUCAAUCAAAUCCUCCCCAAAGGUACGAUUUGAGCAAUAACGUUUGGCAAGCUGGGAAAGAGUUGAAUUGUCCCCAAGAUGAUGGAAUUUUCUAUUCUGUUGCGGCGACAGUAAUGAAUAGUAAAAUAUAUGUAAUUAAUGGUUAUAUAGAACAUGGGAACGUCGACAAACCAGCGGUAGUGCAUCGUUUUGACCCAGAGAAAAAUGAAUGGGAACGUAAAGCUUCGACCUGCCAUCCUCAUUUUGGGUCUAGUAUUUUUGUAGUCAAUAACAGACUAUGUGUGGCGGGGGGUUCCAAUUCAAGCAUGGGUUUUCCUUUUAUGAGCUAUCUAGCUGUGGAAUUGGGGGGCCGUCCAUCUGUGGAAUUGUAUGACAAACGUGAGGACACCUGGUCUGUUGUGGAGCAGAAACGUAUCCCGCACAACAACUUAGGUGCGUUUGAAAUUGAAAGGAGGGUGUAUUUCUUAAUAAACAAUUUUCCAAUUGACAGUGGUAUUAGAAUUCCUCCGGAGGAAAAUUAUCCUGUCCACUUAGGUGAAUGGGAAAACUUAGCAAAAGUAAGUGAAAACGCAGUCUUGUGUUAUUUGCCUGUCAAGAAAGAAAACUUAAGAUAA
Pocillopora meandrina is the source of this 1847-nucleotide messenger RNA. Lineage: Eukaryota; Metazoa; Cnidaria; Anthozoa; Scleractinia; Pocilloporidae. The record is from the annotation of a GenBank genome assembly.